AUGCAUUCCAAUGCAACAUGGUCAAAGGAUGGUAUCACUGUUGCUGGAGGAAAUGGACGAGGCAGUGAAACCAAUCAACUCUAUGACCCAAGUGGUUUGUACGUCGAUGAUGAUCAAACGAUUUACGUCGCUGAUUGGGGAAAUCAUCGUAUUGUACAAUGGAAAUAUGGUGCAACAAAUGGAAAAGUAGUUGCUGGUGGAAAUGGAGAAGGAAAUGGAGCUCAUCAAUUAAACUACCCACGAGAUGUGAUUAUCGACAAAGAGAGCGAUAGUCUCAUCAUCAGCGAUAGUUGGAAUGACAGAGUAGUUCGAUGGCCUCGUCGAAAUGGUACUCGUGGAGAAACAAUUAUUUCAAAUAUCGCUUUCUUUGGUUUGACAAUGGAUGACAAUGGUUCUCUCUAUGUCGUUGACAUUGGAAAACACGAAGUGAAACGAUAUAAAAUUGAUGAUACUCAAGGAACAGUAGUUGCAGGUGGCAAUGGAAAAGGAAAUUGUCUCUAUAAACUCUCUAAUCCUCGCUACGUCUUUGUCGAUCGAGAUCAUUCAGUAUAUGUGUCUGAUUCUGGAAAUAGUCGUGUAAUGAAAUGGGAAGAAGGUGCAAAACAAGGCGUUGUUGUAGCCGGCAGUCAAGGACACGGAAAUAGUCUUACACAAUUGUAUUGUCCUAAUGGAGUCGUUGUCGAUCAAUUGGGUACUGUCUAUGUGGCUGAUUCUCGGAAUCACAGAAUCAUGCGUUGGCCAAAAGGAUCUACACAAGGAAGUGUCAUUAUUGGUGGAAACGGACAAGGAGCACAGUCGAAUCAACUCAAUUGGCCCAUAGGUUUAUCAUUCGAUCGACAUGGUAAUCUCUAUAUCGUCGAUCAGAGAAAUCAUCGAGUACAAAAAUUUAAUAUUGAAUAA
Molecule: messenger RNA, 900 nt
Organism: Rotaria sp. Silwood1
Lineage: Eukaryota; Metazoa; Rotifera; Eurotatoria; Philodinida; Philodinidae
Source: the annotation of a GenBank genome assembly